Molecule: messenger RNA, 360 nt
Organism: Aureobasidium musti
Lineage: Eukaryota; Fungi; Ascomycota; Dothideomycetes; Dothideales; Saccotheciaceae
Source: the annotation of a GenBank genome assembly
AUGGCCAGUGAUCACGACCCUCUGAGGCUCCUCUCNGGGAAGGCUAUGGCCCGCUCUGGAGCGCAGGCAUUGGCAUUUCUAGAAACCAACACCGCAAGUGUCCUAACUAUAAGUCUCUACACAAUGCUUCACCACACCAACUCUUCAUCAAUGGGCCUUGUCCUUUCCCACACAUCAAUCGUCACAUAUCCCAACGGCGUACUACAAGCUGCCAAUGGAGACACAGGCAAGGAUCCGGGCUACAUUGUCAUGAACAAUGGCGACACAGGCAAGGAUCCUGGCGCCCGCGAGACGGAGCCUGAAGGCAUCAGCGCUCUCCUCUUCGCAUUUUGCGGUGACCGCUCAUUUUCAGAAGCCUAG